Capsaspora owczarzaki ATCC 30864 is the source of this 969-nucleotide messenger RNA. RefSeq lists its product as hypothetical. NCBI's taxonomy places the organism in Eukaryota, Filasterea, Ministeriida, Capsasporidae. The transcript is spliced from 2 exons. The record is from RefSeq and is a predicted model, not a curated record. Bases 1 to 969 code for a protein of 322 amino acids.
AUGUCGGUGGCGGCUCCAGCGGCGGGCCCGGCUCAGCAGCAGCCAGCUUUUCGGCGUGUGUUCGGUUUCAUCGGUGGCGCGGUCGCCAACGCGGUCUCCACCACAUUUAUUAUUUUGGUUGUGGCGGCAUUUGUUGCUCAGCACGUGCUGGACAACAAGAACACGAUCGCCAAGACCCACUCGCCCGAAAUCGUUCAAGCUCGCAUGCUCGCACGCUUCGAGGCCGGCUCCGUGAUCCCACGUUUCGAGAAAUACCACGUCAGUCGUCCAGAUGCUGUUGCGAUGCUUCAAAAGGUGCUGCGCCCCGCGCUGUUGAAGGACUACACGGUCGUCAUUGGCGAAGUAGGCUGCGGCAAGACCACCGCCGUCCUCGACGCCAUCCGAGCCAACAGCACUGGCAUUGUCUACCACAUCGUCCAAAGCGAGGUGUUAGUCUCGAUGCCAGGCUACUUCAAAGACCGUGGUGUUGAGAUGCAUCAAAUAGCAUCGGCAGAAGAACCUUUCAAGAGCUGGGCGAUACUCGAGCUCGGUCUUCGGGACGUCGCCGCACAGUUCAAGGCCAAGCAUGGUCACGUUGCCACGCUCGUCAUCGACGCCGUGGACCAGAUCGCCCAGCAGGGUCCCGCACUGUUGCAUGUGAUUCAAAAUUUUGCCAAGGCGGCUGCUGACGAGCAGCUGCUCAAUGUUGUUCUCGUCACCUGCGAUGGUUCGAAUCUGCCUGAGCUCAAGGCAUCGUCAGCAAUGACUCGUGCUCGCAUUGUCGAAGUGAGUGAUAUCACCGACGAACAAGCUGUCGAUUUUCUGCUGCAUCGUGGCGUCAACGAGGAUGCGGCAAAACGCGCGGUUGCUGAGAUUGCUGGCGGGCGUUUUGUUCUGCUCAACAGCCUGGUGUUUGAGCUUCAGUUCAAGACUGUGGACGAGAUCUUUGAAGAGUUCGCGUGGAUACGGCAGACUCCCUCCAGCGCCUGA